Diospyros lotus (date-plum) is the source of this 2950-nucleotide messenger RNA. RefSeq names its product U-box domain-containing protein 6-like. Lineage: Eukaryota; Viridiplantae; Streptophyta; Magnoliopsida; Ericales; Ebenaceae. Bases 466 to 2787 code for a protein of 773 amino acids. The record is from RefSeq and is a predicted model, not a curated record. Gene Ontology annotation, molecular function: protein binding; ubiquitin-protein transferase activity. The transcript is spliced from 6 exons. Gene Ontology annotation, cellular component: cytoplasm; nucleus. Gene Ontology annotation, biological process: protein ubiquitination.
GCUUCUUUAAUAAGUCCAAUCCUUCCUUCCAUCCCCCCAAAAAUUUCGACACUCUUACCAGUGAGUGAAUUUUAUACAUUAUAUAUUCUAUUCAGCCCCCCAUUUGAAUAUCAUCAUUAUCAAUAUUCCCUCUCCAUUUCUUCGCAAAAGUUUUAAUUAUUAUACUUAAAUAGCAGAAAGAAAGAAAGAAAGAACGAACCCCAGCCCCAAAAUCCAUCUUCACUUUUUUCGCUCUCGCCCUUCUCUGCGUGAUAUCCGUCUCUACACGCGCUGAUCCCAACGCGACAAUACACUCUUCAUUGUAGCUCCGUCAGUCAGUCCGUCCCCUCUCAAUGUCCCUCUCAUGAAGCCGCCGCCAUGGUUGAUUUCCCCCUCUCUGGAAUUCUUUCACUUCCUAAUCCGUAUUCCUUCAAGGCAUUGAAGGCAAUAUAUACUUGAGCUAAAGUUUCCCACGGAACACAGAUUAUGGAUAUUGCCGAGAUUGAAGAAACUCUAUCAGCGAUUGGCGAUCCAAAGUUACAUGAAGGAAUGUGCAAAAUACUGUCUGCAAUUUAUGGCAAAGUGCUAGGAAUUUUUCCCGUUCUGGAAGUAGCACAGCCUAGGAGCACAAAAGGAAUUCAGGCAUUAUGUUCUCUGCACAUAGCACUUGAAAAGACGAAGAAUAUUCUUCAACAUUGCUCUGAAUGCAGCAAACUUUACUUGGCUAUAACUGGAGACUCUGUUGUUCUAAAGUUUGAGAAAGCAAGGAGUGCUCUAGAUGAUAGUCUCAGGCAGGUCCAAGAUAUUGUCCCACAAGCUAUAGUUUCUCAGAUUUCGGAAAUUUUAAGUGAACUUGGGGGUGUUGAGUUCUCCCUUGAUCCAUUGGAGAAGCAAGUUGGUGAUGAUAUAAUUGCAUUGCUUCAGCAAGGAAAGAAAUUCAAUAGCAAUUGUAGUGACAAUGAUGAGCUUGAAUCUUUUCAUCAGGCUGUUUCUAAACUUGGCAUUACAUCCUCAAGAGCAAGUCUUAGAGAGAGAAGGGCGCUGAAGAAAGUAUUAGAAAGAGCUCGAAUUGAGGAAGACAAGAGAAAGGAAUCAAUUGUGGCUUAUCUUUUACAUCUCAUGAGAAAAUACUCUAAGCUAUUUAGAAGUGACUUCUCAGAUGACAACGAUUCACAGGGUUCAACACCUUGUUCCCCUACUGUUCAGGGUUCUUUUGGAGAUUGUGGUGGACCUGGUGGCAAUGGUCGUGCCUUUGAUCGACAACUAUCCAAACUCAGUUCCUUUAAGUUCAAGCCCAACUUCAGGAGAUCAGGGCAGAUGCCCAUCCCCCCUGUAGAGCUAAGGUGUCCAAUAUCAUUGCAAAUCAUGUAUGAUCCUGUCAUCAUUGCUUCAGGGCAAACAUAUGAGAGGAUUUGUAUUGAAAAAUGGUUUAGUGAUGGGCAUAAUACUUGCCCAAAAACUCAACAACAGCUGUCCCAUCUGGAUUUGACUCCUAAUUACUCAGUGAAGGGUCUUGUCAUCAGUUGGUGUGAACAGAAUGGAGUUCCUGUUCCAGAUGGUCCACCAGAGUCCCUUGAUCUCAAUUACUGGAGGCUGGCAUUGUCUGAGAGUGAGUCUGCAAAUUCAAAAUCAAUGGAUAGUAUUAGCUCCUGCAAGAUGAAGGAUGUAAAGGUGGUUCCUCUGGAGGAGAGUUUCAUAAUCAAGGAGGCUGAAAGAAAUGAAAUUGAAAGUGUUCCUGUACAAGAGGAAGAGCUUGAGGUUAAUGUGCUUGAAAAAUAUGAUUGCCUUUUGAUAGUCUUGGACAAGGAGGAACAAUUGAGAAAAAAGUGCAGAGUGGUAGAACAGGUAAGGCACUUGCUGAAGGAUGACGAGGAAGCUAGGAUCUAUAUGGGAGCUAAUGGGUGUGUUGAAGCACUGCUGCGGUUUUUGGGGUGUGCUGUGCGUGAAAGGCAUGAAAUGGCCCAGGAAACUGGAGCCCUGGCUCUCUUCAAUCUUGCCGUCAACAAUAACAGAAACAAGGAAAUAAUGUUGGCGGCAGGAAUACUUCCAUUGCUAGCAGAAAUGGUUGACCGAUCCAACUCCUAUGGAGCUGCUAUAGCGCUUUACCUGAAUCUUUCCUGUCUUGACAAAGCCAAGCCCAUAAUAGGCUCAAGUGAGGCUGUCACUUUCCUAACGAAAGUCCUUGUAGCCGAAACUGAUCCACAAUGCAAGCUUGAUGCACUCCAUGCCCUAUUUAAUCUCUCUGCACACCCCUCCAAUAUUCCAAACCUUCUCUCAGCUGGUAUCAUCAACGGGCUCAUGUUGCUCAUCGCAGACUCAAAUGACCACGACCUCGCUUGGACAGAAAAAUGUGUUGCUGUCUGUAUAAACUUGGCUUCUUCAAGUAAUUCAGCAAGAGAGCAAAUGAUAUCAGCCCCAGGACUAAUAGGUGGGCUUGCAACCAUACUGGACAUUGGCGGGCCUGCAGAGCAGGAGCAAGCCGCCUCGUGUCUUCUGAUUUUGUGUAACAGGAGCGAGAAAUGCUGUCAAUUGGUGCUGCAAGAAGGGGUCAUACCUUCACUGGUGUCAAUUUCAGUGAACGGGACGACGAGAGGGAGACAGAAAGCUCUAAAACUUUUGAUGUUAUUCCGAGAGCAGAGGCAACGAGAUGCAUCGGCGGUUCAGACGCAUCAGCCGAGUGAUAAUAGAGACGAGGACAUGGCUGUUCCAGAGCCAAAAUCACAACCCAAUUCGGUCUCAAGAAAAAAGAUGACAAGAGCUUGGAGUUUUUGGAGGAAGAACAAGAGUUUGGUGGUUCACCAGUGUUGAGUUUCUAGAGAAUUAUGCUAAUAGCUAGUGUUGUAAAUCUGUUAGUGUUGAGAUAUUAGAAUCAGAUCAGAUUUGAAUUAGGUUUCUCUCUCAUUAGGAUAGUUUUCAGUUCAACUCUUCACUAUAUAUUAUUAUCAUUAAUAUAUAUAUAUAUAUAUGGUUU